Tigriopus californicus is the source of this 1235-nucleotide messenger RNA. RefSeq lists its product as uncharacterized. The record is from RefSeq and is a predicted model, not a curated record. NCBI's taxonomy places the organism in Eukaryota, Metazoa, Arthropoda, Copepoda, Harpacticoida, Harpacticidae. Bases 228 to 1235 code for a protein of 335 amino acids. The transcript is spliced from 4 exons.
UGUCCUCUCCCUUAAGCGUGCUCUGCUUGUGCAAGCUCUCUGUGCGCAGGUUUUGUCAGGUUGUCGUCGUCUUGUUCCAACUCCCAGGUGGAACACAUUCUUAAGCUAUUCCAAUGGUGCCCAAUCAAGCUGAACCAUUACAAAGUGAUGCUUUAAUGUUUGGGUUUCCUGUUCUUUAGUAUCGGUGAUAUCCUACGUUUAAGUGACAUUGUGAAAUCCAGCCAGAGAUGAUGACCACGAAUCGAUCCCAAGCCAGAUCCUUCUUCUCCGACUUUGCCUCAGUGUCAGCAUCACCUAGCAGCUCGACCUACCCUGUGAUUGUUCCCAAUACAGUGCAAGUCCCAUAUAGACCGUCGAUAAAAGAUGGGGUUGUGAUCGCUUUUGUGAUGUGUCUAUGGCUUUAUUCGAUAAUGCUGAUGUACAGAGCUUGGAACCGUAUUCUGAACUUUUCCGGCGUUCAAUUCCGAUCGAACAGCUCCUCUGAGAAGGCCUCCGUUUUGUGGCGAUGGCUCAUGGAUCGGAUUCUGGCCUCGUCCCUUCACAAGGAGGGCGCCGCUUUGAACCCAGGGGUCUCAUCCCUGUCCAUGAACAACAAUCAAGAUUUGGAGCGCUCGGUCAAUGACCAAAGUCCAAAAGAGACGACCGAUAUAGCUCUGGUCGAGUUGACCUGCCUCCCUGUCGACACAGCACCAGAUCCCUUGAACGGAUUGCCACUCCCUAAAAGAGGUGGUCUCGACAAGUGUCUGUCCCAGGAUCACGAAAUGGGACGUCCUCCUUGGUCCAUCCAUCUCCAUCGGAGAAGUGAUACAUCUUCCGAGACAGAUUUAUGCCACGUCAACAAAAACGCCUCGUUCAAAACAACAAAGGGUGUCACUCAAACCCGCCCAAUCCCUAUAGUACGAUCAGGCCAGUCUCCGACGGACCAAUUGAGGUCCAUCCGGGCGAAUGACGAGGACGAUAUCUUGACUCUCGAGGAGGACGAGUUCUUUGUCAGUUCAAAGCUCGAUCUGAAGGCUUCCACUUCCUCUUUGGUGCCCCCGAGAUCCCAAGCAAGACAUCCCCGACCACCGUUUUUGAAAAUCAAAUCCCUGCCAGAGGAUGAAAGAAGUAGGAUAGCUCAGAUUCACGACACACGCGUGCAAUGCUCAGAAGUCGGAAUGAACGGUGCUCNAUUCGAUGACCAGCCUUUAUUGCUCGGAACUCAUUUGGUAGCCGUGCCACUAAUCUGUGGAUGA